Protopterus annectens (West African lungfish) is the source of this 1627-nucleotide messenger RNA. Its product is annotated as mucin-22-like. The transcript is spliced from 7 exons. Lineage: Eukaryota; Metazoa; Chordata; Ceratodontiformes; Protopteridae. The record is from RefSeq and is a predicted model, not a curated record. Bases 113 to 1627 code for a protein of 504 amino acids.
UAAUAAUGUAUGCAGCUGUAGACGUGACUACACAUGGAGCCCAGAAAUCUGUGAUGCAUAUUAUAACUGCUCCAGCAGAACAGAGGGAGGAAGUUGUCAAUGUGUCAAACAAAUGCCUGCAAAAGAGACAUGUGGACCCAUCCCAAAAACAGUUCCUACUGUAACAGCAUCUUCUACUACAACAGGUGAAACCACAACCUCAGAUUCAUUAACAAUAAAUACAAGCAUGGCCACAGCACUAAAUGGCACAACAAAUGCGUCAAAUGGAUCAAUACAAACACAUACAGUGAUGACAGGCCCAAGAGUAACAACGACAUCUAUAAUGCCUUCUAUUGUAAAUGCAUCUUCUGAUGUAAUACGUGAAACCACAGCUUCAAGUUCACUGUCAACAGCAAUGACACCACUUCCUUUAUCAUCAACGGUGACUUCACAGGCAAUGACAAUUGCAUCAGAUAGUACUACAGGUGCUGAAAUGAUUUCAAAUCCAACAUUAAAAUCAGAUGAAACAAGUUCAGCAAUAACACAAGGUGAAACCACAACCUCAGAUUCAUUAACAAUAAAUACAAGCAUGGCUACAGCACUAAAUGGCACAACAAAUGCGUCAAAUGGAUCAAUACAAACACAUACAGUGAUGACAGGCCCAAGAGUAACAACGACAUCUAUAAUGCCUUCUAUUGUAUAUGCAUCUUCUGAUGUAAUACGUGAAACCACAGCUUCAAGUUCACUGUCCACAGCAAUGACACCACUUCCUUUAUCAUCAACGGUGACUUCACAGGCAAUGACAAUUGCAUCAGAUAGUACUACAGGUGCUGAAAUGAUUUCAAAUCCAACAUUAAAAUCAGAUGAAACAAGUUCAGCAAUAACACAAGGUGAAACCACAACCUCAGAUUCAUUAACAAUAAAUACAAGCAUGGCUACAGCACUAAAUGGCACAACAAAUGCGUCAAAUGGAUCAAUACAAACACAUACAGUGAUGACAGGCCCAAGAGUAACAACAACAUCUAUAAUGCCUUCUAUUGUAAAUGCAUCUUCUGAUGUAAUACGUGAAACCACAGCUUCAAGUUCACUGUCCACAGCAAUGACACCACUUCCUUUAUCAUCAACGGUGACUUCACAGGCAAUGACAAUUGCAUCAGAUAGUACUACAGGUGCUGAAAUGAUUUCAAAUCCAACAUUAAAAUCAGAUGAAACAAGUUCAGCAAUAACACAAGUUUUCAUAAUUCCAAUGCAGUUCAGCCUUAAUAAGACCUUUAUGAAAGCCCUGUCAAAUACUUCAUCAGAGGACUAUCAACAGUACCACACUAACAUUAGCAAAGUGCUAAAUGAAACUUAUACACGCUUUUUACCUGGAUUUCAAUGGGCUAGCAUAAAAGCAUUCGGGCCAGGAAGUAUAAUAGUGUCAUAUGAUGUUGGCUCUUCAAAUGAAGAUUUUACUCUGAAAAAUUUACAAAAUGCUAAACACAACAUCAUCGAAAGUCUACAACACUUGAAUGUAAAUAAUUCUUCAUUUGUAACAUAUUUUGGUAAGAAAUUUAUGCAUUUUUCAAAGUGGCACCAAAGAGCUGCUACUACAGUUGUUGGAAGUCCGAUGGAGGACAGUGCAGCAGAGCUGGAGAGUGAAGCAUGA